AUGUGCUUCGGCAGCAAGGACAACUCGAGCGCCCCGGCUCCCAAGCCAGCCCAGAUCCCGCAGCAGCAGCCAACGAACAGCUCAUAUCCAUCGAAAGCCAUGGGCAACUCGAGCUACGAUGCGCCUCCCCCGGGCCCGCCUCCCAGCCAUCAUGCCGGCCCCUCGACCGAUUACGCCCCGCCUCCUGGACCUCCGCCGUCGAAGGGCCGCAAUGGUGACUUUGCUCCCCCACCAGGCCCGCCUCCUGCGAGGAGGGUGAACGAAGACUACGCUCCUCCGUCAGGCCCACCUCCCGCAAGGAAUGCGAACGACGACUAUGCUCCGCCCCCCGGACCUCCUCCCUCCCACGACUACGCGCCGCCGCCUGGUCCCCCGCCUACUCAGGAGCCCAAGAAGCACGCCUGGGAGGAAGCCGUGCCGGACACCUCCCUACUUCCUCCGCCCCCAGACUACUUCGGCAGCUUCGACCGCUCGCCAACCAACAAUGCGACAGAGCAGGAGGCAGAGGCAGGAGAGAGCUGGUGCCGACAGUACCAGUUGUAUCCUCCAAUCCAGCCUGGCCAGCAGGUUCUGGAUGCCCUCAAGGUUGGCAACAUCAAUCUCUUCACCCCACCGUUCUUCAAGGGCGCCUUAGCCCAGAUCGGGCUCGGUGUAUGGAAAGGUCACAGCUACAGCGGGAGCCCCGACACCUGCAUCGCGUCGUACCCGCCCUUGUACAGCGUCGCCGCGCACAGUCCUCUGGCCACCGGCCGGAAGAAGACCAUCUACUACGAAGUCAACAUACUCUCGGAUAGCCGUCGGGAGGUGAGCCUUGCGCUUGGUUUCAAUGCCCCGCCGUAUCCUUCGUUCCGGCUCCCAGGGUGGCACCGUGGCAGUCUGGCCGUGCACGGUGACGAUGGGCAUAAGUUCACCAACGAUCGAUGGGGCGGCAAGAGCUUUACCGGAGCUUUCAAGCGAGGAGAGACCUUGGGCAUCGGCAUUGACCUCAGCCCUGGCCAUGGCGGCGGUAUCAGCAUUGAAGUAUUUUUCACGAGAGACGGUAGAGAAGUUGGCAGAUGGAAUUUGCAUGAGGAGAGAGACCAGGAGCGUGACUUGACUGUCGAGGGUCUUGAGGGGUUCCAUGACCUAUGUGCGGCAAUUGGUGUCUUUGACAAAGUAAAUUUCGAGAUAGUCUUUGCGCCUGGCAAAUGGAAGUGGAAGGGCUACCAAGGCUAA
Neoarthrinium moseri is the source of this 1215-nucleotide messenger RNA. RefSeq lists its product as uncharacterized. Gene Ontology annotation, molecular function: protein binding. Bases 1 to 1215 code for a protein of 404 amino acids. The transcript has a single exon. Lineage: Eukaryota; Fungi; Ascomycota; Sordariomycetes; Amphisphaeriales; Apiosporaceae. The record is from RefSeq and is a predicted model, not a curated record.